This is a messenger RNA of Drosophila suzukii, 2428 nucleotides long. NCBI's taxonomy places the organism in Eukaryota, Metazoa, Arthropoda, Insecta, Diptera, Drosophilidae. The record is from RefSeq and is a predicted model, not a curated record.
ACCUAAUUGAACAAACAAAAAAAAAGAAUAUUUUAGGUGUCUGCAAAUUUUAAGUGCAUAUUAAAUUAGUUUAAAGUUUUUUUAAAACAAGCCUCAGGUUUGCUUGGUCGUGAAAUGGGAAGGUUCUUCAAGGCUCUGCUUUGAAUGAACUGAUAAGAAGAAAACGAAGACCCGUUGGAAAUCCAUCCACCGAAACUAAAAUGAAGCUCUGCUUUAAAAUGGGAGUCCUUAGGAUGUUGGUUCCUAUAGCGGUUCUGGGUAUUACUUUCCAAUGUAUAUCUUGCCAGGUUUGGCGUACUGGCUACAAAGGACAUGGCACCACCCACGAACAAAUGGGCGUGGUGCAUUGGCCUCUGGCGGAGUUUACCCAGUAUUUGUCGGUGGUUAACUACUCGGACACACCGGAAGUCCAAACCGGUGGCAUGGAACCCGCUUAUAGAAUCGGGGAGAACAUCCUAAAUGGCAUUUUUACAGAUGAUCCUCCAAUUCCACCGGGUUACGUCAAGUUGAGGAACGAUGAAACCUAUGUUUUGGGACCAAAAGUGGAACAGGAAGAGUGGGACGAUUUGUUGAGGAGCUACAUGUUGUUCAUUUUUUUGGUGAUCUGUAUAAUGAUUAUCAUUAUCAUUAUACCGUGUUUGGGUAUCUGUUAUUGCUGUUUCUGUUGUUGUCGUCGCUGUAAACAAGGAUGUCCACCCUGCGAGCAAGAUCGAGAUGCGAGACGACGUUUAAUUUGCGGAGCCUGCCUGUUCCUACUCAUCCUGCCCAUCAUCCUGGGCCUCAUCAUUGCCUUCUUAUCGAAUCGAACACUGGACUUGGGAUUGGAGGACACCUCGAAGACCAUGAGGAUGGGCAGCGAGGACACCUGUACUUUUCUGAGGGACGUAUCAGACCACAUCCAUCAUUUGUUUGUAUACAAUUUCGAGGAAAUGGAAAGACACCUCACUGAUCUUCUAGGAAAGGCCCAUCUACACGUUUUCAUGGACUUGAGCGAUACAUCUGAGGCGAAUUCUAUGGAGGAACUGGCACGAGUUCUAGCUAAUACACCAAAGGCUUUAAAUCUAAUGAAGCAGGUUAACUUUCUGGAGAAAGAGAUCCGUUUCCUGACCGCCCAAUUAAGAGAUGGUUUACGAGGUGUAAAACGUGAGACAAACUUUGCGGUGUCAGUUCUUUGUCGAGUUGACGAGUGCAGACGUUUUUUGACCAGAAACGAUAUCCAGUUUAUAGACACGUCCACCUGUCUGAAUAUGGAGGAGCUGCCAGACUCCAAAGUUUAUGUGGACGCCUUGGAAAAGAUCGUUUCCACCGGGUUAGCAGAUCUUCCUCAGAGGGGUUUGGCUCGACUGAGGGAAGUUCAGGAGAAGAUCAAGUCGGAGUUGGAUCGCGUUUCGCCGCCCAUCUACAGGGAUCUUUCCCUCGCCAAGGAAACAUUUAGGGCGCAGGCGAAGUUCGUAACCAAUGCAAUUGAUGCCGUCAUCAGUCAAGUUCACUUGGCCACUCUAAAUUCCUCCAAGUCCUUUGACGAUGUCUACGAGAGGUUCAACGAAAGCCGUUCUACACUCAACUUGGUCGUCUGCAUACUGAUUAUCGUUGUACUGGUUCUUUUGAUAUUUGCUCUGCUUUUCGGAUGUCUGGGUAGUACCUCUACAGGUCCUGGCAAUGGUGUUUGCAGCAAAGUAACUGGAUCUUGGUUCCUGCUAAUUGCAAUUAUCCUGUUGUUCUUCAUCCUGUCCUUCAUCUUCCUGGUGGGACUGUUCUACUUUGUUCUCGGAGUGGUGAUCUACGAGGGCGCCUGUGCACCCUUAAGAGAUAUGUCGAACAACACGCUAUUCCGAACCCUGGAACCCUCCGUAAAUCUCAUGCAGGCAAUGCCCCGUGAGGAUGGAACGACAGUGAUUCCCCUGAAAGUCUCCUCUGCCAUAGCAGCCUGUCGCGAGGACGAGGCCAUAUUCAGUUAUUUACGGGUAAAUGGUAUCUACGAUGUGGACGAUCUAAUGCGGAUUCAGGUGAUUACCAACGAAAUGCCAAUGCAAAAACACGUUUUUCGGGGGAUCUGUCCUCGGUGGUAUUGCUGGAUACGGAGGAGAGGGGCAAACUUAAUGAUAUGCGGAACGAUAAACUGGCAGACUAUCACAGCACCCUCUACACAAAGAUCCUGUGCAGCCAGUUUGCUCCAAUUAGUCUGGACACGUUGGCGGAUAGGUAUUACGAUCUGUCCGAAACCAUAUCCCCCAAGAGCUUCAAGGAGGCGGUCAUCAACUUUAAGAACCAGAACCUCCACCUCAAGGCCUACGUGGAACACUUCGGGAACAAACUUCAGUCGCACAUAAAGAAGAUAACUCGCCUGCUGGAUACCAUCGACAAGCUGAUCCUGUACGAGAACUACAACUUCGCCACCAGCAUCCACAUACUGCUCCAGGCAGUGGCC